Molecule: messenger RNA, 1629 nt
Organism: Eptesicus fuscus (big brown bat)
Lineage: Eukaryota; Metazoa; Chordata; Mammalia; Chiroptera; Vespertilionidae
Product: proline-rich protein 36-like
Exons: 3
Coding region: 1-1479 (492 amino acids)
Source: RefSeq, a predicted model, not a curated record
AUGACCGCCCCGGGAGGUUCCGGCCGCGGGGAGGGGUCGGGGGGGGGGGAGGCCAGGGAAGCCCGGCUCGCCGGCGAUCGCGGCCCCUCCGCGGAGCACGAGGGAGCUCGCCGCCGCGGCGCGGCCGCCUUCCUGCCUAGGGGGCGCCCUGGUGCCGGGGCGGCGCGCGCGGAGCCGCGGACUCUUUGCCCUCUCCGGGCGGAAGGAACGCGGCCCGUGUGCGGAGGGAGGCGCGACCCGAGGCGCCCGAGUCAGGGGAGCGGCCCCCCCGCCGCCCGCGUUUUCCCGAGGAGUUUGCGGGGGCCGGCUGCGCCCCGGCUAGAGCCCGGCCCCUCUUCACGAUCGGCGGCGGGCCGGCCGCUCGGUUGCCGGGCCCCUCCGCCGGCGUCGCGCUGCUGGCGCGCGCUGGCCCGCCAUGGAGUCGAGGCCCAGCGCACGAAAUCAAGCACGAGUAACUCGCCGCCGCUUGCUGUCGCUCACCGCCCUGCCCGCUGCUGCUCGUCACUCGCCGCCCCGCCCACAGCCGCUCAUCGCUCCGCUCACCGCUGUCCCGCAGCCGCUCGUCGCUCGUCGCCUCACCCGCAGCCGCUCAUUGCUCACCGCCCAGCCUGCAGCUGCUCGUCGCUCGCGGCCCAGCCUGCAGCCGCUCGUCGCUCGCCGCCCUGCUCGUCGCUCUGCCCGAAGCCGCUUGUUGCUCACCACCCCGCCUGCAGCCAGUCAUCGCUUGCGGCCCAGCCUGCAGCCACUCGUCACUCCGCUCGCCGCUGCUCGUCGCUCUGUCCGCCGCCGCUCGUUGCUCCGCCUGCUGCCACUCACUCGUCGCUCAACACCCCACCUGCAGCCGCUCAUCGCUCGCCGCCCCGCCCGCAGCCGCUCGGCGCUCAACACCCUACCUGCAGCCGCUCGGCGCUCGCCAGCUCGCCCACAGCCGCUCAUGGCUCACGGCCCAGCUCGCAGCCGCUCGGCGCUCACCACUCCGCUUGUCGCUCCGCCUGCCACCGCGUCACUCGGCCCGCAGCCACUCGUCGCUCGCCGCCCCACCCGCAGCCGCUCGGCGCUCGCUGCACCACCCACCGCCACUCGUCACUCGUCGCCCCAAUCAUCACUCCGCCCGCCGCCACUGGUCACUUCGCCCGCCACCACCGCUGGUCACUCGCCGCCCCGCCCACUGCCGCUCGUUGCUCCGCCCGCCACCACUCCUCCCUCGCCGCCCCGCCCACCGCCACUCAUCGCUCACCAUCCCACUCGUCACUCCGCCCACAGCUGCUCGUUGCUCAUCGCUCCGCCCGCAGCCACUGGUCGCUCACCACCCUGCCCGCUGCCGCUCGUUGUCCCGCCUGCCGCCGCUCGGCGCUCACCGCCCCACCCAUCACUCCGCCCGCCGGCGCUUGUUUCUUCGCUCGCCACCACUCGUCGCUCCUCCCGCCACCACUCGCCACCCUGCCCACCACCACUCGUGGGCCGGGGGGGAGGGACUGAGAGGUGGUCAAUGCACCUCAUGGCAACUGGUCGAUCGGCCGUUCCGGUUGUUACGCUUAUGGUCCCUGGCCUUUUAUUAUAUAGGAUACAAGCGCUAAACAAUUAGAAAAUAAAUUUUUUAAAGCAAUCCUAUAUAAUAAAGAGCUAAUA